Messenger RNA from Saxophila tyrrhenica, 5370 nucleotides. RefSeq names its product DNA topoisomerase 2 (gene TOP2). Gene Ontology annotation, molecular function: DNA topoisomerase type II (double strand cut, ATP-hydrolyzing) activity; ATP binding; DNA binding. Gene Ontology annotation, cellular component: nucleus. The record is from RefSeq and is a predicted model, not a curated record. NCBI's taxonomy places the organism in Eukaryota, Fungi, Ascomycota, Dothideomycetes, Mycosphaerellales, Extremaceae. Gene Ontology annotation, biological process: sister chromatid segregation; resolution of meiotic recombination intermediates; DNA topological change. The transcript has 2 exons. The coding region runs from base 1 to 5370 and encodes 1789 amino acids.
AUGGACGACUCUAUGGAUGUUUCGGCUUUCGAGGUCGACGCCUCAAGUGACUUCGAACCCGCGCCCAAAGCGAAAGCAAAAGCACCCGCCAAAGCACCAGCAAAGAAGGCCGCAGCACCGAAGGCAAAGGCAGCCGCCAAGCAGACGACCCUCAAAGUCACCAAGAGCGCGCCAAAGCCGAAGAAGCGCGCGAAGCCAGAGUCGGACGAGGAGAAUUCGGACGUGGACAUGGACUCUAUGAACGACAACUCGUUGCUCUCAAACGACAACACCCCACCCCAGGCAAAGAAGGCGAAGAAGGCGCCAGCAGCACGUCCAGCGAAGUCGAGCGCGAAGCCUUUGGUCGAGAUGGAGAACGAGAGCUUCAACUUCGAUGGGGCGGCGGACAAGCCUCCAUCAGCGAAGAAGGGCAAGAAGGGCGGCGCGACAGACCAGUACCAGAAGCUUUCGCCGAGGGAGCACAUCCUCGUACGCCCAGACACCUACAUUGGCUCUGUGGAGACCACGACGGAGCAGAUGUGGGUGUACAACUCAGAAACAGAGACGAUGGAGAAUCGGAAAGUCAGCUUCGUGCCCGGUCUUUACAAGAUCUUCGACGAAAUCCUGGUCAACGCUGCGGACAACAAACAGCGCGACAAGAACAUGAACGAGAUGCGGAUAUGGGUGGAUGCGGAGAAGGGUGUGAUUGCUGUGCGCAACAACGGCCGGGGUAUUCCGAUUGAGAUACACGAGCAAGAAGAAAUCUACAUUCCAGAGAUGAUCUUCGGCCACCUUCUCACGUCCUCGAACUACGAUGAUGACCAGGCAAAGGUCACCGGUGGUCGCAACGGUUACGGGGCAAAGCUCACGAACAUCUACAGUACCCAGUUCGACCUGGAGACCGUGGAUUCCAAGCAGAAAAAGCGCUACAAGCAGACAUGGCGCAACAACAUGAGCGUCAUGGAGAAGGCCAAGAUUGACACCUGCAAGGACGAUGACUACACGAAGAUCACCUUCAAGCCGGACUUCAAGAGGUUUGGCAUGGACAAGAUGGACGCAGAUUUCGAGGCGUUGGUCAAGCGGAGAGUCUACGACAUGGCCGGGACUUGCAGUGGAAUCAAGGUGUAUCUCAACAAUGAGCGCAUCAAGAUCAAGAAGUUCAAGGAGUACAUGGAGAUGUACACGAAGGCUAUCAAGACAGAGAACCUGCUUAACGACGGCAAAGCACCCGAGCAGGUCAUCCUCACCGACAACCCACACGAGCGCUGGGAGAUCGGCUUCGCAGUAUCGGACGGGUCUUUCCAGCAAGUCUCGUUCGUCAAUUCGAUCGCAACGACGUCGGGCGGCUCGCAUGUCAAUUUCGUGGCUGACCAGAUUUGCGAUAAGCUGGAAGAGAUCGUCAACAAGAAGAAUAAGGGCGGCGUCAAACUCAAGAAGGCGCAGAUCAAGAACCACAUCUUCCUCUUCGUCAAUGCUCAAAUCGUCAACCCUGCCUUCACAUCGCAGACCAAGGAGCAGCUUACUACCAAGCCGAGCGCGUUCGGGAGCAAGCCGCAAGUCAGCGAGAAGUUCCUGAAGGACAUCGCGAAGACGGAGGCUGUCAACAACAUCCUUCACUUUGCUGCUCAGAAGGCGGAUAAAGUGCUGGCGAAGUCCGAUGGCAACAGGCGGCAGCGCAUGAACAACUCCAAGCUCACCGAUGCAAACAAGGCUGGUACCAAGGACGGCCAUCGCUGCACUCUCAUCCUCACAGAAGGUGACUCGGCCUCUCUGCUGGCGCUUGCUGGACGUGCGGUUGUCAACCCUGAUCUGUUCGGUGUCUUCCCACUCCGCGGUAAGAUCCUCAAUGUUCGAGAUGCCUCGAUCGACCAGAUCUCGAAGAACACUGAGAUUCAGAACAUCAAGAAGUUCCUGGGUCUGCAGCACAAGAAGGAGUACACAGACACGAAGGGUCUGCGAUACGGCCAUCUCAUGAUAAUGACUGAUCAGGAUCACGAUGGAUCGCAUAUCAAAGGCUUGCUCAUCAACUUCCUGCAAGUGCAGUAUCCCAGCUUGCUCAAGCUCGAAGGCUUCCUCAUGGAGUUUAUCACUCCCAUCGUCAAAGUAUGGAAGGGUGACCCAAAGAACCCUAAGGCCAAGCGCGACUUCUUCACGAUGCCAGAGUACGAAGCGUGGCGCGUGGAGCCCGGUCAUCAGAAGGGAUGGGAGCACAAGUACUUCAAGGGUCUGGGUACUUCAGACACCACUGAUGCCGAGAUCUACUUUGCCGACCUCGACAGGCAUUUGAAGCAGUUCCACAAGAUGCGAGACGGCGAGCCGGAGCUGAUCGACCUGGCGUUCUCGAAGAAGAAGGCGGAUGCCCGCAAGACGUGGCUGGGCAACUUUGUGCCAGGCACUUAUCUGGACAUGUCUGGUACUGAGCAGAUCACGUACGACGACUUCAUUAACAAGGAGCUUAUCCUGUUCUCCAUGGCCGACAAUCUGCGCUCCAUUCCUUCGGUCAUCGAUGGCUUCAAGCCUGGGCAGCGGAAGGUGCUCUACACCUGCUUCCGCCGCAACCUGAAGAAAGACGUCAAGGUGGUGGAGUUGGCAGGUUCGGUCAUGGGUCUUACCGCCUACGCAUACGGCGACACGUCCCUCCAACAGACGAUUGUCGGUCUGGCCCAGAACUUCGUCGGCUCCAACAAUAUCAACACCCUCGAGCCGAGUGGCAAUUUCGGUUCUCGUCUGCAGGGUGGGCAGGACUCUGCCAGCCCUCGUUACAUCUACACGAGGCUGUCUCCGUUCGCCCACCGCAUCUUCCACCAGACCGAUGAAGCUCUUCUGACGUACAACACCGACGAUGGAAGGACGAUUGAGCCUGAAAUGUACGUUCCGAUUGUGCCGAUGAUUCUCAUCAACGGUGCAGACGGUAUUGGUACGGGCUGGAGCACUUCCAUCCCCAACUACAGGCCAGAAGACGUUAUUGCCAACCUGAUCCGCCGCAUGGAUGGCGACUCGAAGGACGCCAUGCAGCCCAUGACGCCCUGGUUUCGCGGAUGGGCUGGUGAGACCCAGCCGGUAGGCGAGGAUCGCUUCAAGUUCAGCGGCAUCAUCAAUGAGACCGGCGACAACGAGGUCGAAGUCACCGAACUACCGAUCCGCUGCUGGACUCAGACCUUCAAGGACCGACUGGAGGACAUCAUCAAAGCCGAGAAGAUGCCUUCUUUCAUCAAGGACUACACGGAGUACAACACGCCGUCCAAGAUCCACUUCAUCAUCAAGAUGGAGGAGAAGAAGAUGCAGGAGCAUAGGAACAAGCUUGAGGAGCUGUUCAAGAUGUCCUCGACAAUGGCGACGACGAAUCUGGUGGCCUUCGAUGCGUAUGGCAGGAUCCACAAGUACGCGAGCCCGCUGGACAUCAUGGAGGAGUUCUACCAAGUCCGAUUGAAGUUCUACCAAAAGCGGAAGAUGCACAUGCUCAGCGAGAUGCGGAGGGAGCUGGAGAAGCUCUCGAACCAGUCCCGCUUCGUCAAGAUGAUCAUAGAUGGCAAACUGACCGUGUCGAAGAAGAAGAAGGGUGUGCUGGUGGCCGAGCUGCAGAAGCUCGGUUUCACGCGCUUCCCGAAGGUCGUCGAUGCGAAGAAGGAAGGCGAGUUCGAGGCCGUGGUGGAAGAAGACCAUCACGCGGAUGAUGAUGAAGAGACCGCCGCCGGCGCGAGCGACUACGACUACCUCCUCGGCAUGGCCAUCUGGUCCCUCACGUCCGAGCGCGUGGAGAAGCUCAUGCGCCAGAUCGGCGACAAGGAAGAGGAAAUCGACCUUCUGAUCAAGAAGUCUGAGAAAGACCUCUGGCGCGAAGACCUCAUGGGUCUGCAGGAGGAAUGGCAGGUCCAGCUCGAUGAGGAAGCGAAGCGCGAGAAGAAGGUCAAGAGCAAAGGCCGUCGUGCCUCUGCGAAGCUCGGCAUCGGCGGCAAGGGCAAGAAGCGCAAGGCGGCUGGCGAUAGCGAUGAUGAGGCCGACUCCGACUUUGCGGUCAAGAAGCCGAAGACGGCGACGGCACGGUUGAAGGAGGGGUUGUUGGGGAAAGUGGAGAGUAAGCCGGCGGGGGUGUAUCCGAUGGUCAACGGGGUCGAGCAGAAGCCGGUUGUUAAGCCCGAGCAGUUGACGUUGGAUGGGGCGUUUGCUAAGGUACAGCCGGUGAAGAAGGCUGGGGCGCCGAAGGCGGCGCCGAAGGCGAAGAAGAAGGUUGUGCUUUCUGAUGAUGAGGAUGAGGAGAUGGAGGAGGUUUCGGCGCCGGAGGUUAAGGCGAAGGCUGCGCCGGCGAGGGCUGCGGCGAGGCCGAAGAAGGGGGCUUUGUCCGACGAUGACGAGGAGAUCCAGGAGGCGCUGGCGCCGGAGGUCAAGGCUAAAGCCGCGCCGGCGAGGGCUGCGGCGAAGCCCAAGAAGAUGGUUGAGUUGUCUGAUGACGAGGACUUCAACGAUGUCGACGACUUCGCCACUCCGCCGGAAGAAGUCAGCAAGCCUAAGGUUGCCCCAGCGAAGGCAGCUCCUAAGCCAAAGAAGAAGGCUGUCUUGUCAGAUGAGGAAGACAUGGACGCCGACCUCCUCAGCCCACCCAAAGAAGCCCCUAGGCCGACCGCACGCACCGGCAGAGCCGCAGCACAGAAGCCAAAGACCUACACCGCCGACCUCGACUCCGACUCCAGCUCCGACAACGACAUGCUCGGCGACGUCAGCGCGAUGGUCAAAGGCAUCGGCAGCAACGCCGCUUCCAACGAAGGGCCCACCCGCCUCUACCACCCUCCAUCCGCUUCACGCCCCUCGAGCAGCCACGGCGUUAAAACCAAAUCUAAGCCUUCACGCCUCGCACUUGAACCGGAGAUCUCAGACGAUGAGACGAACUGGGAGGGCCUGAUCCAGAACUCGCCGCAGAAGGUGCAGGGACGCACUACGCUGCCUGGCGAUAGCGACACCUCUGUUGAUGAGGAAGAGCCUGCGCCUAAGCCUGCUGCGAAAGCGAAGCCGGCCGCUGCUUCGAAGACCACAGCGCUCAAGCCGAAGAAAGCUCCAGCUCCAGCACCCGCCCCACCGCCGAAGCCCACCCUCAGUCCCGCUGCAAAGGCCUACGCCGCCAAGCGCGGUCGGGCGAAGGUCGGCGCCGCGAAGCCGAAGCCUGCGGCGAAGAAGAAGGCGUACGACUCCGACGACGACGAGGUUGAUGCAAUCGCGAACGAGAUUUUGAGCGAUGAUGAUGAGGACGACGGCGGCGGUGCGCCGGUGAAGACUGCUGCGAGGCCGGCCAGGAGGGCUGCGGCGGGGAAGGCGAAGGCGAAGUACACGUUUGAUGAGGAUGAGGAGAGUAGUGCGACGGAGGGCGAUGGAAGUGGGUUUAGUGAUGGGAGUGAUUGA